UGCCGUUGACGUACAGGAACUGUCUGCAACAAAGAAGGAAAUGUGAACCAAUGACCGCACAAUAACUUUUGAAGUGAUAUCUGGUCGGGGAGAGAAUUGUCGCUGGUUGUAUAUGGCAAUGUACUAUGAUAAUGUAAUGCAGAUAGAUCACAAGUCUUACACAAAGAAGGACAUGCUUCAGCUAUCGUUGAUCCAUCUUGUCUGACCUGCUGAAGACGCCGGAGGAAGGGAUGGACUCUCAAGAAUAUGUGACCGCUGAAGUCGAGUCAGAGUGCGUCAACGAGGAUGUUUCAAAAACAAACUCAGCGGAUGGAAAAGACGAGCUCUUUUGUGGACCACAAAGCAGUGACGCAACGAAAGACUGUGCACUUAUGGAGAGCACGCAAGCUGCUGCAGCAUCCCAGACUUCGUUGGAUUGUGGUUCUCACAGUGGGCCGGAUGAACCUGUUUUUACGGGAAGCAGCAGUGACGCAGCUCUAACGCACACGUCUAAUGGGCAGAAAUCUAAAAGGUCAUCUUCACCUGGUCAUCACCCUGUUAAAACAACUUGUGUUGCUGCACACUCUUCGAAUCCCAAACUCACCCUCUGUCUUAGAAUUAGUCCCAGGAAGGAUGUCAGCACCCCUCCCUAUGACGUGGAGAUGUUGAGUCCAGACAGCCCCGUUUCUAAAACCGCGUUGGUCGACGAUCGUGACGGCACGGCAUGUGCAGAGGACUCUCAGCAGUUUGUCAAAUACUCUGAUUCUGAAUGUUCUGCUAAAGAAAACAUCAACAUGGGAAGUGAGGAUGCCGAGAAGGCUGAGUACGGUGGAUCAUCUGAAAUCAGCCAGGACUUAAUUGGAAGCCAGUCAGGAGAACUUUUUGAAAGAGGAUGGCUCGGGACACCCAUAGAUGAGCUGAACCGAAUGCCCCAGUGUGCCCCCCCACUACCUCACCUGAAAGCAACGCAUAACCACACUGUCACAGUCCGGACAGAUUUCCUCAGAGAGGGUGAGGUCCCUGUUCCAUAUCCCAGCAAGUUUAAAGAUGCAUGGGACGACGUGGCCGUAAAGAUGCCCUGCUCUGAGAAGAAUCUGUUUCCUAUGGAGACUGAGGAUGGCGGUGGCGUUCAAAGUCGCUGGGAGCUGAUCCAGACUUCCUUGCGGGGAGGGAUGAAAAGUUCUCUGGAUGUGAGGGACGCUAUAUUAAGAUACAACAUAGCCCACGCAAAGAAAUGGGACUUCACGGCUCUGAACCUUCUUUGCACAGAGUAUCUUGACCAAUCAGAGUUACAACCCCUGUUUGAUGUUGUACUACCAGCUAUGGUUGACCUAGCCCUCAGUGCUCCUGUCCUCUGCACAAUGCCGAUACCCCUUCUGAAGUCCAGGAUGAACCACUCCCUCACCCUCUCUCAGGAGCAAAUAGCCUGUCUCCUGGCCAACUCCUUCUUCUGCACAUUCCCCCGACGCAACUCCCGCAAGUCGGAGUACUGCAAUUACCCCGAGAUCAACUUCUACAGGUUUUUUGAAGGUACUUCACCAAAAAAAAUUGAGAAAUUGAAAACUCUGCUGUGUUACUUCAGGAGAGUCACACAGACCAAGCCCAAGGGUCUUGUUACAUUCACAAGACAAACUCUGAACACUCCCCCGAACUGGGAAAGUUCCAAGACUCUGCUGAAACGCCUACACAUCACUUGUGAGGGGACAAUUGAGGAUGACGGAUAUGGGAUGCUGCAGGUGGACUUUGCAAACAGGUCUGUUGGCGGCGGAGUGACGGGACUUGGGCUGGUCCAGGAAGAGAUCCGGUUUCUCAUCAACCCCGAACUCAUUGUCUCUCGCCUCUUCACUGAAGCUUUGGAAUGCAACGAAUGCCUCAUUGUGACAGGUACUGAACAGUACAGUAAAUAUUCCGGCUAUGCAGAGAGUUUCAAAUGGAAGGACAGCCAUAAGGAUGAGACUGCCAGGGACGACUGGCAGAGACGAUGCACGGAGAUUGUGGCCAUCGAUGCUCUUAAGUUCAGGCACUUCCUUGAGCAGUUUCUCCCUGAGAAGAUGACCAGAGAACUCAACAAGGCAUACUGUGGAUUCUUCAGAAACAACGCCAACAGCAAGCACCUCUCUGCAGUAGCCACAGGGAACUGGGGCUGUGGGGCCUUCGGUGGAGACACCCGGCUCAAAGCACUGAUCCAGUUGAUGGCUGCUGCAGAGGCCGGGAGAGACGUGGCAUACUUCACGUUUGGAGACGCUCAGCUUAUGAGGGAUGUCCAUGAAAUACACACUUUCCUCACUGAGAGACAAGUCACCGUCGGGAGGCUGUACCACCUUCUCAACGAGUACUCCAGUUCCAUGUGCAAGAAUUGUCGCACGACGCGACCCGACGUCAGUCUCUACAGUUUCAUCUACGAGAGAGUCUCUUCCCCUGCGUCAGCCGACGGCCCCGACUCAGCCAACGACUCUGGGAUAUCCCCUCCAACAUCGGACUUUCGCUAAGAUCGGACAGAGCUGCAACUUCCCCUCCUUCCCCGUCUCUGCGUGUAAAAGAGACUCCAGGUUCCAAAAGCCUCAAUGUGCUCUCAGCCUUGUGCUUACAAUCGUUUCCCCUGCCUCUCUCUCUCUUUCUCGCUCUCUCUCUCUCUCUCUCCCCCACACGCUCUCUUUAAUUUUGGGAUCCCAACACAAACUAUCAAACACAUAGCUUGGCCUUUCUCAUUGGCAGUAUUAAAGGAGGCUCGAAGUGGUGAAAUGUUUCAGAGACUUAUAGCAAUAGUAAAUCCUUGUUGCUGUUGGGCCUUUCUUUAAUCUAAAUGUGAUGUGGAAUCAUUUUGUUUUUACACUAAUUACAAGUAUUGCCAAAUAAUCAUCAUAUGCAUGGUUGUGGAAACUUCUUUAUUAAUAAUACUUGAUAAUUAAUAAUCAUCAUCCCUUGUUAUCUUGUCCUAUAUUGUGUUUGCUUCUUUUUUGGAUGAGUUUUCUCCUCUAUUCGCCAAACUCAGGCGGUGGUGAUGUUCCUGAAGACGACGAGACGCCAUACUGUAGUCUAUGCAUGGGUAACAUUUGUUUAUCAAAUAUUCUACAAACAUAUGCUGCCUUUUAUAUCCCCUAGGAUGUAGAUGUUCAACUCACAUAUUGUCUUUAUUUUAAUCAGUCGAAACCAACUAUGAUGUCACCGGUAUGAGAAUCAUCUCAGAUGGAAUUGGAUGCAUUUCUUUCAUGCUGAUUUUCAUCCUCAAACCUUUGAUUAUAUUCUGAGUAAUUUAAACAUUUUCAAAUAUAUUCACUUUUAAGCAGAGUAGUACUAUUGUACUGUAUAUACAAAUAAAUAAUGGGGAAUCCGAUAUAGUUGCACACAGAAUAUUAUUUUUGUUAUGGUUUUUACUAGAAUUUUACUUUGGCAAUAUCCCGUUUCUUUUUUUUUUUUUUUCAUUUACAGUAUUUCUUCUGAUUGACAGUGUGGGUUCUAUUUAAUGGUGGGUUCAUAAAUAAAAUGAAAGGCUGUAAAUGUC
Messenger RNA from Pungitius pungitius (ninespine stickleback), 3481 nucleotides. RefSeq names its product poly (ADP-ribose) glycohydrolase a (gene parga). Gene Ontology annotation, biological process: nucleotide-sugar metabolic process; ATP generation from poly-ADP-D-ribose; carbohydrate metabolic process. The coding region runs from base 231 to 2468 and encodes 745 amino acids. The transcript is spliced from 18 exons. Gene Ontology annotation, molecular function: poly(ADP-ribose) glycohydrolase activity. Gene Ontology annotation, cellular component: nucleus; cytoplasm. NCBI's taxonomy places the organism in Eukaryota, Metazoa, Chordata, Actinopteri, Perciformes, Gasterosteidae. The record is from RefSeq and is a predicted model, not a curated record.